Nycticebus coucang (slow loris) is the source of this 3579-nucleotide messenger RNA. RefSeq names its product protein O-glucosyltransferase 3 (gene POGLUT3). Lineage: Eukaryota; Metazoa; Chordata; Mammalia; Primates; Lorisidae. The record is from RefSeq and is a predicted model, not a curated record. The coding region runs from base 44 to 1570 and encodes 508 amino acids. Gene Ontology annotation, molecular function: protein binding; glucosyltransferase activity. The transcript is spliced from 8 exons. Gene Ontology annotation, cellular component: endomembrane system.
GCCCUUCCCGCCGCGGAGCUGGACGGCGGCGGCCGGCCCGACCAUGCGCCGCCUCCUGCGGGCCCUGCUGCUGCCGCUGCAGCUCGCCCUGCUCGUGUCCGCGGAGGCCCCGGAGGCGCCGGUCAGCGCGCGGCGGAGCCUGGUGUGGGGGCCCGGGCUGCAGGCGGCCGUCGUUCUGCCCGUUCGCUAUUUGUACCUGCAAGCGGUCAACUCAGAGGGCCAGAACUUCACUCGCUCGCUCCCAGGUCAAACAUCAUUCAAAGUAGUAAUCAGAUCUCUUUCUCCAAAAGAGUUAGUCCGGGUUCAUGUUCCUAAACCUUUGGACAGGAAUGAUGGAACAUUUUUGAUAAGGUACAGGAUGUAUGAAACUGUCAGUGAAGGGCUGAAGAUAGAAGUGCUUUAUGGUGAUGAACAUGUGGCUCAGUCUCCCUAUAUCUUGAAAGGGCCAGUGUACCAUGAAUACUGUGAGUGUCCGGAAGAGGAUCCUCAGGCUUGGCAGAAAAUUCUUUCUUGUCCAACCAAGGAGCCACAGAUUGCAAAAGAUUUUGCUUCCUUCCCCAGCAUCAAUCUCCAGCAGAUGCUAAAUGAAGUCCCCAAAAGGUUUGGGGAUGAGAAUGGUGCUAUUGUUCAUUACACAAUUCUCAAUAACCACAUUUACAGGAGAUCUUUAGGGAAAUACACAGACUUCAAAAUGUUCUCUGAUGAGAUUUUGCUGUCACUGGCCAGAAAGGUCCUUCUUCCAGACUUAGAAUUUUAUAUUAAUCUUGGAGAUUGGCCCUUGGAGCAUCGAAAAGUCAAUGAAACCCCCAGCCCUGUGCCUAUCAUUUCAUGGUGUGGCUCUCUGGAUUCAAGGGACAUUAUCCUUCCAACGUAUGACAUCACCCAUUCCACACUGGAAGCAAUGAGGGGAGUUACAAAUGAUCUUCUCUCUAUUCAGGGAAAUACAGGUCCAUCCUGGAUCAAUAAAACAGAGAAAGCUUUCUUCAGAGGUAGAGAUAGCCGAGAGGAGAGGCUCCAGUUGGUACAGCUAUCCAAAGAAAAUCCACAACUCCUAGAUGCAGGAAUUACAGGAUAUUUCUUUUUCCAAGAGAAAGAAAAGGAGCUUGGAAAAGCCAAGUUGACAGGUUUCUUUGAUUUCUUCAAGUAUAAGUAUCAAGUGAAUGUGGAUGGGACUGUGGCUGCUUACAGAUACCCAUAUCUCAUGCUGGGUGACAGUCUGGUUCUAAAACAGGAUUCACCAUAUUAUGAACAUUUCUACAUGGCACUAAAGCCUUGGAAACAUUACAUUCCGAUUAAAAGAAAUCUUAGUGAUUUACUAGAGAAAGUGAAAUGGGCCAAGGAAAAUGACGAAGAAGCCAAGAAGAUUGCCAAAGAAGGGCAGUUGGCUGCUAGGGACCUCCUCCAGCCACACAGGCUUUACUGCUAUUAUUACGGGGUUCUGCAGAAAUACGCCGAGCACCAGGCCAGCAAACCUGAAGUACGUGAUGGAAUGGAACUUGUUCCUCAGCCAGAAGACAGCACAUCUCUCUGUGAGUGCCACAGGAAAAAUCCUUUAAGAGAAGAGCUUUAAGUCAUCCCAGAACCACACUCCUGUGAAUACUGAUGACAUCUUUAAGAAAGCCUUAAGAUAGAAUCUGAGCUGCGAAGAACAGCACUAAAGACUCUACCCAGCAGACUGGUUUUUUCAGUGGCUUUAUAUAAUGUGGAUGGAUAAAGCAAUAUAGGUUGAGUAGGCCUUAUCUGAAAUGCUUGGGACCAGAAGUGUUUCAGAUAUCACUUUUUUGUUUUUUAGAUUUUAGUGUAUUUGCAUAGACAUCAUAAGAUAUCUUAGAGAUGAAACCGCAGUCUAAACAUGAUAUCCACUUACAUUUCAUAUAUAUCUCAUAACCUAGAGGUAGUUUUAUACAGUAUUUUUAAUCAUUUUGUGCAAGAAACAAAGUUUGUGUACAACGACCUAUAAGAAAGCUGUCACUAUGUCAGGCACCCAUUGGAUGGUGCCAUGGUUUUUGGAAUAUUUCAGAUUUUGGAUUUUUGGAUUAGAGAUGCUCAAUCUGUAUUUGAAUAAGUAUCACCAAAUGUCUUUGGAUAUUUAAUAUCUUUUGAGUAAAUACUGCUAUUAUCAGCAUCACAGUUUCUCUAAAAUGAAAAUUUGGGGAUUAUAGCAGAUAGACAGACUUGCCAAAAUAUAAAUCAGCCUCUGUGAAACUAUUUACAUCAUACUUACUGGUUUCUUUCUGUCACCACUCACUGCCUAUCUUCCACUUGCAGUUAUGAAGAGACAAUAUUUGUGCCAGGCCCCCAGCCUGACUGCACACUUCCUCCUCUUCAAAGCUGCCUCUGGCAUUCAGGGACAGCAGCCUCCUUUUGGAAGGUCUCAUAAGGAUACUUCAGGAAGAAGAAGAUGACUCUUGUUAAAAGUAGCAUUGAGACUUGUGGAGGGAAUAUUUUUUAAAGCAAUGCUCAUAUCUUUUAAACUAAAUUUUGCUAAGGCCUGAGACAAAAUUUAUGAGAAAUUUUGCCUUAAGCUAGUGAUGCCCACUCUACCCGUUAUAUACUCAUCCAGGACAACGCUGUGUUGUCAACGUAGAUGAAGGUGUGCUGUCAACAUGAUGUCCUAUGGACAUCUAUCAUUAUCUACUGCAUAUCUACUGAAUAGAAAAAAAUAACUAUAGUCAGAUGAAGAACUUUAAUUCUCUUUAACCUUUAAAAGGCAUCCUUCAAAACAUUGAAAACCUCUGCAACAAGCUCCAGGAAGCCUGGUGUCUUGGGAACCACUGAUACACCAACAGCAGAGCCAAGCACCUCACACAAUCACUCCUCUGUUUCAGUGGGUUUUGUUACUAAGAUAAAGACUUUGGUAAUUUCCUCUGCCUUUCAGGACAGGACCAUAACUUAGGACUCUUAGCCCAGUUCAUUACAUACUCCUUGUAGUACCACCAAUCCAAGAUUCAGUUCACUAUCUGUACCUUUAUGAUCUAAAAAGAAGAGCUAGCCACACUCCCAAUUUAAAAAUGUUUACUCGCCUAAUGGAAAUGUUUACUUAAUCUGAAAAACAAUGUAGCCAUUUAAAAGUGGUCAUACCUAUUCUUUCUGAAGAAUGAUGAGAUGAUAGGGUUGUUUUUUUUUUUUUAACUGAGCAAAACCAAAUUUCAGAACAAUCUAAUCAAAGCUAAGUAUCUGAGGCAAAUUUUAACAUCCAUCAAUUGUUAAAAACCACAAGUGUACAAGUAUAAAACAAAGGCCAAGCUGCUCUGAGAUCACACUCCAGUGAAUCUAUGUCCUGUGUAUAUUGUACAUAGUGUUUAGGGCUUGUCAAAAUUGGGAUUAUGACAAGAGAAAUUGCCUCCUUCGUUCCUCCCUACCCUGAACCUGAGGACUUCAAGUCCCCAGGCCCCAAGAUGUUAGAAACACCUUAACAUUUUUUAAAUGUACAUUGCUUUCUGCCAAACCAGGCCUAAUAGUUAAAAGCAAGUUGAGUCAAGUGCAGCAGCUUUAAGGAAUGGAACAGAAAUGAUGUACUUGAGAAAUAAAGUGAAACUCCUCAAAUUCUAAAGGGAGAGGGUUACCUUUUUGGCCAUA